Messenger RNA from Carassius gibelio (silver crucian carp), 1873 nucleotides. Its product is annotated as transmembrane emp24 domain-containing protein 9. Gene Ontology annotation, biological process: COPI coating of Golgi vesicle; endoplasmic reticulum to Golgi vesicle-mediated transport; Golgi organization. The transcript is spliced from 5 exons. The record is from RefSeq and is a predicted model, not a curated record. Bases 16 to 750 code for a protein of 244 amino acids. Gene Ontology annotation, cellular component: endoplasmic reticulum-Golgi intermediate compartment; endoplasmic reticulum; COPII-coated ER to Golgi transport vesicle. Lineage: Eukaryota; Metazoa; Chordata; Actinopteri; Cypriniformes; Cyprinidae.
GGACGGUGGCCGGCGAUGGGUUACGUGGCACUGGAAUCGCUGCGCAUGCGCAGUGCGCGUCCCACCGGUAGUGUCCAGAUGGCGGCAGUCAGAAUGCAGUUCACACUUUACUUGGUGUUUUUGUUAAACAUUUACAACAGUUUUGUGUCAUCGUUGUAUUUCCAUAUCGGCGAGACUGAAAAGAAAUGCUUCAUAGAAGAAAUACCGGACGAAACCAUGAUAAUAGGUAACUACCGGACGCAGCUCUAUGAUAAGCAGAGAGAAGAGUAUUUGCCUGCGACUCAAGGACUGGGGAUGUUUGUGGAAGUGAAGGAUCCUGAUGAGAAGGUGAUCCUGUCCCGCCAGUAUGGAUCCGAGGGCAGGUUUAUCUUCACCUCACACACACCUGGAGAGCAUCAGAUCUGCUUGCACUCAAAUUCCUCCAAAUUUGCUCUGUUUGCUGGUGGGAUGCUUCGAGUUCACUUGGACAUCCAAGUUGGUGAGCAUACAAACAACUACGCAGAAAUCGCAUCCAAAGACAAGCUGACUGAGCUGCAGCUGAGGGUGCGACAGCUGAUGGAGCAAGUGGAUCAGAUCCAGAAAGAGCAGAACUAUCAGCGGUAUCGUGAGGAGCGCUUCAGACAGACCAGCGAGAGCACCAAUCAGAGAGUCCUGUGGUGGUCUAUCGUCCAAACGCUGAUCCUGGUGGCCAUUGGGUUUUGGCAAAUGAGACACCUGAAGAGCUUCUUUGAAGCCAAGAAAUUAGUAUAGAACUGUAUUCCGAUUUUUUUUAAGUUGUGAUGAUUGUCAGCACACACAGCAUUUUGAAGACUGCCUGCUUCACGUGUGGUCAAGAGCAAGUCAACAUGCUUUCAGCUCUGUAGUUCCCUACUUUAAAUUGUUUUGCGCUGUUUGUAUCAGUGCCACACCCCAUGUAAUGUGAACCUAGAUUCUGUUCAGAAACGCAUUACAAUUUGGAGGUGAUGUGCACUCAACAAAGCAGUUAACUGUAUUCAAAACACAAAUUGCAUAGUGGUUGCCUUCUCAUCUAUUAAAGCCCCUUGAUAAAAUAUUUGUUUGAGAAAGCUGAUGAAGUCAUUAACUAUUAACUGGGCUGCGAGUAUGAUGCUUUUCCUAAUUGACCUUGGAUUAUUCGCUUAAACAUUUACAAGACAAAACUAACCGAGUUUAUCCUGGUGGCAGGUGUAAAUGGAUUCUGUUGUUUGGUUAUGCAGUAAAUAGUAUGAUAUUUAAAGGUAUGCUCAGAGUGAAUGUUUCUCGGUGUUAAAAUUUUUAUUCUUUAUACAACUGGAUGAUGAUUUCUUUUCUAGACCCCUAUUUUAUUUUAUGAUACAUUGAAAUAGAUGAUAUCAAAAGGUUUAUAUUUUUCAUGAAUACCCAUUAGCUAUCAGCUAUUACUAUGACAGAGCUUUUCUGUUUGCUUUGAAAGCCGUCUAACCAUCUUACACAGACAUUAUCAUGUUUUUCACAUCUUUUUCUAUUGUAAACUCCUCAGGUUGAUGUAGAGAUUUCAGUGGUUCAUGCACUCUUAAAUUGAUCUGCCUAGAAUACACUGUCAAAACCGCAAACGAUAUUUGAGAUUUGCUCGCUUUUUCAGAUACUAUAGCUGGUGUAAUUUUUUUUUUUUCUUUAAAAAAAAUAUACUGGAUGUUGUUUUGAGUGUUUUGUUACGCAUCGAUUGCUGCACACUGAAAUGCUUUGCCAUCACAUUUGUAUGGUUUAACUUUUUUGUUUUUGGUCAUUUUAGUUUGUGAACAGCCACUGGGAAAUGGGUUUACUUUUUUUAAAAAGUAGGGACAGGGGAAGGAAAACUUGUUGGUGAGAAAUCUACCCCAUAAAUGCACUCAGAAAUAAAGUUUCCCACUCUCCUUAA